GCUGACGCGUCAAUUUAACAACAUUUUCUCUCGUGUUCCUCAAUACAAUUUAUUCACUGAGCCGUGCGCCCUUCACUCACUCUGCAAAUUGACUGUUGCUGGAGCUAAACCUCAUUUUCCAUGGUGAUGUUGGAGCUAGCUCGUGUAUAUCUCGACUAAUCCAGAGAUUACCUAUUACCUCCCAUCAGCGGAGGUACUGGGUAAUUCUGCUCACGAAAGCUUGCACAGAUUGCAAGGGUUGGCCUAGUGUCGACUCCCCGGGAUUUGUACAACCAAAGGCUCAAUUUCAAGCUGCUAUCUUAAAUCAGCUUCGAUAAGCAAUGCCUCCAAACUCUAGGGUCGAUUGUGCAUUUCGUGCUAUGAAAGCUAUCGGGAUUUCUGGAGACAAGGUGAAGCCAGUGUUGAAGAAACUUUUAAAACUGUAUAAUAAAAAUUGGGACCCUAUAGAAGAGGAGAACUAUAGGGUCCUUGCAGAUGCGAUAUUUGAAAACGAGGAAUCAAAGGAAACAGAAAAUAAAAAGUCAUCCGAGAAUCCCGAACAAGAGGAGCUGGUGCAAGAUGAGCCUGAACCACCUCUAAAAAGGCAGCGGUUAAAAAAUCAAUUAAGUCAACCAUAUGAUUCUCCUGAAUCUCAUGUGCAAAACCAGCCACUGGGUGUUCUAGUUUCCUCUCAAUCCAUGGGUGACGAAUCACAGGCUGGAUCUUGUCCAUCACUUGGUAGAAACAAAGGAAAGCAACCUAUUUCAUCCAAUUCUUUAGUACCACAGGGAGGAUCUCCUUUAUCUCAGCCUUCUAACAUAGGCAAGAGCCUUCCAGUUUCUAGGAGAGCUGGAUCUAUUUCUGGUAAUGGAAUCCCAGUGUCGCCUACAACGAAAUCCAAUGCUAACCAUGCUUUUAUCAAACCUAAGGAUGAGCCGAUCACUGAUGACCUGCCACAUCUUGAA
Nicotiana tabacum (common tobacco) is the source of this 944-nucleotide messenger RNA. Lineage: Eukaryota; Viridiplantae; Streptophyta; Magnoliopsida; Solanales; Solanaceae. The record is from RefSeq and is a predicted model, not a curated record.